Molecule: messenger RNA, 525 nt
Organism: Epithele typhae
Lineage: Eukaryota; Fungi; Basidiomycota; Agaricomycetes; Polyporales; Epitheliaceae
Exons: 2
Coding region: 1-525 (174 amino acids)
Source: RefSeq, a predicted model, not a curated record
AUGCACUUUUCAUUUCGCGUGAACACUUCCAAAACGUAUGACGUGACCACCACGGCGGACGUGACCAGAAGGCGCGCCGCUGAGGUACGCCGGGUCGACAUCCUCCGCGCGCUCCCAGACGCUCUCGCACGCGCCCUGCCACACGUGCGGGUGUUCUCGCUUGGUCCGUGCAAGGCAGCUCUGAACGAGUGUGAUCGAUUGGUCGGGCGGUCGGGGGAAUUCUGGGAGUCCUUGAACCCGGAUUUCUGCGCGGUGAUUAAGGCGCAGGACGCGGUCGACGAGGAGUGGGGCGAGAUGAGUUCCCAGGUUGACGAGCAUCUACGCGAACUGAGGCGACGAGCGGACGAGACUGCGGGGCUUCGGGACGAGCGGUGGUGGUGGGUCGAAGGAGAGGGCGAAGAGAGACGGUCGAUCGAGAUUUGGAAGGAGAAGGGCGAGUGGGCGCGCGAUGUGAUCGAGAGCGUGGACUUCCAGCCGGGCGAUCUCACUGGAAUGUUUUCUAAUAGCUGGCGCUACGACCCAUAG